Molecule: messenger RNA, 1302 nt
Organism: Trichoderma gamsii
Lineage: Eukaryota; Fungi; Ascomycota; Sordariomycetes; Hypocreales; Hypocreaceae
Exons: 2
Coding region: 1-1302 (433 amino acids)
Source: RefSeq, a predicted model, not a curated record
AUGGCGCCGUCAAACGCCGCCGCGGGCGCGCUCUUCAGUCCAGCAUCGCUCAACCUGCCCACCCGCGAACGAGGCCGAGAUCGCGACCGAGACCGCGACCGUCACGACCGCCCCGACCAGCAGCUGUCCGUGGUGCGCUCCAGCAGCAAGGAGCGCAAGGCGUCCUUUUCGUCGCUCAAGGCCUCGCUGCCCGGCUCGCGACGCCGCGCCAACAACAGCAACGCCAGCGGGACCGCCACGCCCUCGUCCAACGGCAACGGCGUCACCAACGCCUCUGCGCCGCCUCUGCCCGACUACGCCCUCGCCGCGGCGGCCAAGAUUGUGGCCAAGGACAAGGACAGAGACAGAGACAGAGACGCCGCUGAAGGCGCCUCGGCCGCAGAGCUGGCAAACACCAUGAUCCCCCGCGGCUCGGCCAUGACGGCCAUGACGCCUGCAACGCCCAUCGAGGGCCGCCCGGGCAUGACCAGCACCAUGUGGGCGCUGGCGCAGGGCGAGACGCAGGUGUUGCAUCACCAGAUUACAGAAUUGGCUCAGAAGCGCAUGUCGACGCUGGACUACCUGCGGAAAGCCCACGAAGGCCGCGUCUACUGGUUCAACACAUACCUCUUCGACAAGCCCGACCUCUCCCGAAUGCCCAGCUUCGACCCCCGUAAGCUCUCCCGCAAGGCCACAAACUACCUCCUCCUCGGCCUCUCCAUCCCCACCAUUCACGAUCUCUACUCGUCCACGCCGCUCGAGUUCCUGCGCUGCCUCAACGCCCUGCUCGCCGAGUUCGACUCCUUCCAGCAGCUCCACGGCGACUCCUCCAACGCCGCCCUCAGCCGCGCCCGCCUGCCCAACAUGUUCCGCCGCCCUGGCAUGAAGACCCGGCGCUCGACAUCCGCCGACGUCACCUUUGACGACUCGUCCGCCUCUGGCCACCAAUCGCCCGCCGCCGGCUCGACAAACGGCGGCCCGGCCCCGGCGGUCAUGAACUUUGCGGCCUCGGAGUCCGACCUGCUCCCCGGCGAGGAGUACACGUACCUGCUGACGCCGUCGCUGCCGUUUGACCCAGACUUUUUCGAGACGUUUGCGACGCUGUGCGAUGUGCUCAUCGACUGCUACACAAAGUUUCUGGCGCUGGUGCCGUCGCCGAGGGAGUGCACGGCGCCAGUGGCCGAGCUGUUUACAAAGGCGGACUCCAAGAUUCGCAAAAUCAUUGUGCAGGGCGUGGUCAAAGAUUUUGAAGACCACAGCAGGAUGCAUGUCAAGUCUGAAAUGGCGGGCAUAGGCAAGGUUGUGCUGGGAGGGUUAAUGUGA